Molecule: messenger RNA, 996 nt
Organism: Microsporum canis CBS 113480
Lineage: Eukaryota; Fungi; Ascomycota; Eurotiomycetes; Onygenales; Arthrodermataceae
Exons: 2
Coding region: 1-996 (331 amino acids)
Source: RefSeq, a predicted model, not a curated record
AUGACGAAACCAGAGUUGGCAUCUCUUUGGUACCGCAUCAUCGGGGCUAUUGGCUUUAAGAAGUCUUACAAUUUUAUCCUCUUCUUCAUCUUUGCUGGUAGCUUACUUGGCUUCACUCUUGCCCGCCUCCAAUAUCUAGACAUCAACAGGUUCAGGAGAGGGUCUGCUCCGGGAGAAUGGUACUACUACCGACAGAACCUCUAUAAGACGGGCCUUUUGCUGCACUUAGGAACUAUUCUGCCAUGUUCUGUCCUUAUUGUUCUCCAAUUUAUUCCGGCAAUUCGACACAAGGCAACCCUGAUCCAUCGCCUCAAUGGAUAUGUGAUUAUCUUGCUUUUCCUGACAUCAAAUGCUGGCGUGAUCAUCAUCGCCCCCCAUGCAUUUGGUGGCGACCCAAGUACGCAGUUUAAUAACGGGCUGCUUGUUCUUUCUUCCACAACCGCUGUCGUACUUGCUUAUAUCAACAUUCGCCGGAAACAAGUCGAGCAACACCGAGCUUGGAUGCUACGGGCCAUGUUCUAUAUGGGAAGCAUAAUAACUAUGCGACCUCUCAUCGAGCUUUUAUCGCCCAUUUUCCGCUCUCUUGACUACAAAUUCUAUAAAUUCUAUAACAUCUCGUCUCCAUACACUAGUGCAUAUCCAAUGUGCAAUGCCACCCUCCUCCCAGAAUUCAGAAACGUCGAGCUUUACGCCCCUGUCAAGGCUGAUAUCUCCGCACCUGAUCCCGCGGCCAUUGGAGCUAGCGUACAACUCCAGUCAGUUCUCGCCGGCUCAAUAGCAACUUUCAUACAUUUCGUGGGCAUUGAAUUGUAUCUGCGUCUCACACCCCGUGAACAUGAGAGGCUGAGGAAUGUGAGCUACGAACGCCAGCUUGCAGCGAAGUAUAAAAAUCCUGGCAGCGCUGGACUGGUUGUGCAGAAGAUUGGUGACGCAGACCCAUGGCAUGCUAAUAGUAAUCAGGAGAUGGGUGCAGGAGAUCAUGCGUCGAGGAGUUGA